Messenger RNA from Macrobrachium nipponense, 1475 nucleotides. RefSeq names its product fructose-bisphosphate aldolase-like. Gene Ontology annotation, biological process: glycolytic process; fructose 1,6-bisphosphate metabolic process. The transcript is spliced from 6 exons. NCBI's taxonomy places the organism in Eukaryota, Metazoa, Arthropoda, Malacostraca, Decapoda, Palaemonidae. Gene Ontology annotation, molecular function: fructose-bisphosphate aldolase activity. Gene Ontology annotation, cellular component: cytosol. The coding region runs from base 146 to 1237 and encodes 363 amino acids. The record is from RefSeq and is a predicted model, not a curated record.
CUAAUUUUCGCACGAUGGCUCUGAUGCUAUUGGCAACACUGUCUAAGCCGGUCGACUUUUUCUCUCCCGUUCCUCCCUUCGUCUGCCACUCUGUCAGCGUAGCUCACACAGGACGAUUCCCUCCGGACACCUCGCACACACCACCAUGACAACCUACUUCAGCUACCCUACCCCUGAGCUUCAGGCCGAACUGCGAGGCAUCGCCAAUGCCAUCGUGACGCCUGGCAAGGGUAUCUUGGCCGCUGACGAGUCCACUGGCACCAUGGGUAAACGCCUGUCCAACAUCGGUUUGGAAAACACCGAAGAAAACAGGAGGAAAUAUCGCCAGUUGCUCUUCACCUCCGACAAGGAACUCGGAAACCACAUCUCCGGGGUGAUUUUGUUCCACGAAACCCUCUACCAGAAAAGCGACAGCGGUGUCCCCUUCGUCGACCUCAUCAAACAGUUGGGCAUCAUUCCUGGCAUCAAGGUCGACAAAGGUGUUGUGCCAUUGAUGGGAUCUGAAGGCGAAAGCACCACCCAAGGACUUGAUGAUCUUGCACAGCGCUGUGCUCAGUAUAAAAAGGAUGGCUGCCAGUUUGCCAAAUGGCGCUGUGUGCUUAAGAUUGGACAGAACACUCCCAGCUACCUUGGCAUGUUGGAAAACGCCAACGUACUUGCACGUUACGCUUCCAUAUGCCAAAUGAACGGCCUCGUCCCUAUCGUCGAACCUGAGGUGCUGAUGGAUGGGUCCCACGAUCUCGUACGUGCCCAGAAAGUUACGGAAACUGUCUUGUCUUUCACUUACAAAGCUUUAAUGGAUCAUCACGUCUUCUUAGAAGGAACUCUACUCAAACCCAACAUGGUAUUGGCAGGACAGGAAUGUCCCAUUAAAUACACACCUCAACAAGCUGCAGAGGCCACUCUUCUGGCAUUAUCUCGAACUGUCCCAGCUGCUGUACCUGGCAUAUGCUUCCUCUCUGGUGGUCAGUCUGAAGAAGAGGCAACAGUCCAUCUCGAUGCCCUUAACAAGUGCACAGCAGCCAGAAAACCAUGGGCUCUCACUUUCAGUUAUGGCCGAGCACUUCAGGCCUCUGCUUUGAAGGCGUGGAGUGGCAAGGACGUGAAAGCUGGCCAAGUCGAACUGCUGAAGAGAGCCAAAGCCAACGGUGCUGCUUCUGUUGGCAAAUAUCAGGCUGGGAGCUCCAGUGGAGCUGCCAGUGGAGCUGGUCUCUUCGUCAAGAAUCACCAGUACUAAACAGAUUAUCUCAAGAUGUUGGUGUCAUAUGAUUUGUCGUAGGUUGUCAAGUGUGUGCUGACAAGGAGGGAGCUGUCUGUUAGAUAUCUUGCGUGUGGCUACUACUACUACUGUGAAGUUGAAUUGUUUUCAACUUCUGUUAAAGUGUUUUAAAUUAAUUCCCAUUCUUCUCCGGUAUUUUGACAGGCCUUCUGAAAAAAGCUUCAUGCACACUUAAUUUCAUAUUAGUGAUCUAAUA